Molecule: messenger RNA, 1329 nt
Organism: Durotheca rogersii
Lineage: Eukaryota; Fungi; Ascomycota; Sordariomycetes; Xylariales; Xylariaceae
Product: fructosyl amino acid oxidase
Exons: 7
Coding region: 1-1329 (442 amino acids)
Molecular function (GO): flavin adenine dinucleotide binding; saccharopine oxidase activity; sarcosine oxidase activity
Source: RefSeq, a predicted model, not a curated record
AUGGCUCCUAAUCGCGUGACGACGAAGGUGAUCGUCGUCGGCGGUGGCGGCACCGUCGGUUCCUCAACCGCCCUGCACCUCGUUCGUUCCGGGUACACUCCUUCGAACAUCACCGUCCUCGAUACGUAUCCCAUUCCCUCGGCGCAGUCUGCCGGCAAUGAUCUUAACAAGAUCAUGGGGAUCCGCCUUCGGAACAAAGUCGACUUGCAACUGAGCUUAGAGGCUAGAGAUAUGUGGAACAAUGAUGGGCUGUUCAAGCCUUUCUUCCAUAAUACCGGCCGACUCGACUGCCACAGCACAGUCCAAGGCAUCGCGUCUCUCCGCCGGCAAUACCAGGAGCUACUUGAUGCCGAUGCCGGUCUAGAAAAGACGAAUGACUGGUUGGAUAGCGAGGACGAGAUAUUGGCUAAGAUGCCACUUCUCCAGCGAAACCAAAUUCAGGGGUGGAAGGCCAUAUUUAGCAGAGACGGUGGCUGGCUGGCCGCGGGCAAGGCGAUCAACGCGAUCGGUGAGGUACUACGCGAUCAAGGUGUUAAGUUUGGAUUCGAGGGUGCCGGAUCUUUCAAGCACCCCCUCCUCGGAGAGGACGGAACGACCUGCAUCGGCGUCGAGACGGUGGAUGGGACUAAGUACUACGCCGACAAGGUCGUUUUGGCUACUGGAGCCUGGAGCCCGGCUUUAGUAGACCUGGACGGCCAGUGCUGCUCCAAGGCCUGGGUUUACGCCAUGAUCCAAUUAUCGCCCGAAGAAGCGGCGGAGUAUAAGGACACGCCCGUCGUAUAUAACGGCGAUAUCGGCUUCUUCUUCGAGCCCAACGAAGACGGGAUCAUCAAGAUCUGCGACGAGUUCCCGGGUUUCACUCGCUUCAAGCAGCACCAGCCCUACGGUGCUGGGAGUCCCAAGACCAUAUCCGUCCCGCGAUCCCACGCGAAGCACCCCACCGACACAUAUCCAGACGCGUCAGAAACGUCGAUCCGGCGGGCCAUCGCAACGUUCCUCCCGAACUUCACACACAAGGAGCUCUUCAACCGAGCCCUGUGCUGGUGCACGGAUACUGCAGACGCGGCGCUGCUUAUCUGUGAGCACCCGAAGUGGAAGAACUUCAUUCUCGCCACGGGCGACAGCGGGCACACCUUCAAGCUGCUGCCCAACAUUGGAAAGCAUGUCGUCGAGUUGAUCGAGGGAAACCUGGCUCAGGACCUCGCACACGCGUGGCGAUGGCGGCCGGGAGGCGACGCCCUCAAGUCGAGGCGUGCGGCGCCGGCUAAGGACCUAGCGGAUAUGCCAGGAUGGGACCACGACGAUGAGUCGUCCAAAGCGAGGAUAUAA